This is a messenger RNA of Ascochyta rabiei, 1629 nucleotides long. RefSeq names its product Asparagine--tRNA ligase. The record is from RefSeq and is a predicted model, not a curated record. Gene Ontology annotation, biological process: asparaginyl-tRNA aminoacylation. The coding region runs from base 1 to 1629 and encodes 542 amino acids. Gene Ontology annotation, cellular component: mitochondrion. Gene Ontology annotation, molecular function: nucleic acid binding; ATP binding; asparagine-tRNA ligase activity. NCBI's taxonomy places the organism in Eukaryota, Fungi, Ascomycota, Dothideomycetes, Pleosporales, Didymellaceae. The transcript has 2 exons.
AUGAGCGUGCUGCUGCCCAUCCGAAGGAGCGCUCUCCGUCUCCCGUUGUCAACGCCUCGGCGCCCUGUUCUUGCUUGUGCACAUGCGUAUCGCUCACGGCAAAGCUCGACCUUUUGCCCGACUAACAUAGCUGCGCUGCUAAGGCCAGCCUCCCCGCUUUCGUCUACUCCGCCACGGGAACUGUCAGAAAGUGAGUCACUCACGCUUCAUGGCUAUGUCCGGUCUGUAAGGAAGCAGAAGCGCGUUGCCUUCGCGGUCAUCGGCGAUGGAUCGACCUUGCAGACAGUACAGACCGUCUUGUCUCCUCAGCUAGCAGAAGACCUUUCAACAGGUGCUGCUGUGGCCGUGACUGGAAAAUGGAAAGAAUCACCAGGUGGGAAGCAGUCACAUGAGCUUCAGGUCGAAGACAUCCGCGUCCUGGGAGCCAACGAUGCCACCACUUCUCCGAUCCAGAAGAAGUACCAGUCGGCAGAAUUCCUUCGCACCGUUCCUCAUCUGCGACCUCGCCUGCCAUUUAACGCUCUGAUUCUGCGACUGAGGUCACUCGUCACGGCGCAAGUGACCAGCUACUUUGCCAAGAAUGAUUUCAUCCAGUGUCAUCCUCCCAUAAUCACUUCUUCCGACUGCGAGGGAGCCGGAGAAGUCUUUACUAUCGAGCCUGCCGCGUCUGAUGCUACAUCUGCACAUGUGCCUGGCUUAUCCAGCCAGCCAAACAAGCUGCCUGACCCGUUCUUCGGCUCCCCGAAGUACCUAACAGUGUCGAGUCAGCUCCAUUUGGAGGCACUGGCGCAGUCCGUCGACAAAGUGUGGACGCUGUCGCCAACUUUUCGCGCCGAGAAAAGCGAUACAGCCCGCCAUCUCAGCGAGUUCUACAUGUUGGAAGCCGAAAUAGCUUUUGCUGAAAAGCUCGGAGACGUCAUGGACGUGGUAGAGAACAUGCUGCGCUCCAUUGCAACUGAGCUCCAAGCCUCGCAUGUAGGCCAGGAGCUGCUCGAGGCUCGAGCACGGGAUCAGAGUGAAGAGAGUACAACUGUGUCGCACGACGCACUCGCGCAACGAUGGCAGGGUCUCAUCAACGGACCGUGGCCACGAAUCGAAUAUUCCGAGGCGAUACAGCACCUGAAGGAUGCCACUGCACAAGGUAAAGUGCACUUUGACUUUUCACCGGAACACGAAGACGGUCUUCAGACCGAGCACGAGCGUUAUCUCGCCGACCAUCUCGGCAACGGGGGCCCUAUCUUCGUCACAAACUACCCUCGCUCCAUGAAGCCCUUCUACAUGUCACCCUCGGUUCCAUGCAACUCAGACAGUCAAGGGGCGCCCACAGUAGCAUGCUUUGAUCUUCUCGUGCCCGAGAUCUGCGAACUAGUCGGUGGUUCGAUGCGUGAACACAGGCUGCCGGAGCUCCAGCAGUCCAUGGUAGAUCAUGGCCUUCGAGCAGCAGCUGACUGCGACAGCGAGGCGACAGAUGGGUCCCUACAGUGGUACCUGGACCUGAGACGGUAUGGCAGUGUACCGCAUGGAGGGUUUGGCCUAGGCUUUGACCGCCUGAUCUGCUACCUCUCCGGGGUGCAGAACAUCAGAGAUGUUGUUGCGUUCCCGAGAUACUACAGGAAGUGCGACUGUUGA